Mytilus trossulus (common blue mussel) is the source of this 508-nucleotide messenger RNA. RefSeq names its product brevican core protein-like. Bases 24 to 395 code for a protein of 123 amino acids. The record is from RefSeq and is a predicted model, not a curated record. The transcript is spliced from 3 exons. Lineage: Eukaryota; Metazoa; Mollusca; Bivalvia; Mytilida; Mytilidae. Gene Ontology annotation, molecular function: signaling receptor activity.
CAAAGAAGUGUCCUAUCGGCUGGAUGCUAUUUAUGGACUGCUGUUAUUUGAUCGUGUAUGAAAAGACGACAUGGGAAAAUGCUGAAAAUGAAUGUCGAAAGGAAUAUGGAUCAUUAGUAAGCAUUGAAAAUAAGGAAGAGAACUCCUGGUUGCAAUCUUUAAUCACAGAUGAUGCAUGGAUUGGUUUAAAAGAUCCCUCCAUGAUUGGAUCGUGGGUUUGGAGUUAUGACAAUUCUAAAAUAACGUUUGAGAACUGGGGUCCACUACAACCAAAUGGCGAUGGCUAUUGUGCAUGUUUCUGUACAAACACAUGUUCAUGGAACGAACAUUACUGGAACGACAGACCAUGUGAUUAUCCAACAGGAUACAUCUGUAAAAAAAGCAUCAUUAAUUGAAUUGGGGAAAAUAUAAAGCAAUCUUUUCAAACUUUGAUAGAAAGUGGCAGUUUUAAUAAGUCAAUGUAACAUGUGAAAUAAUAUCAAAUGAAAUCAUUUCAGCAAAUAUAUAA